Messenger RNA from Penicillium macrosclerotiorum, 426 nucleotides. RefSeq names its product single-stranded DNA-binding protein. The record is from RefSeq and is a predicted model, not a curated record. Gene Ontology annotation, molecular function: single-stranded DNA binding. NCBI's taxonomy places the organism in Eukaryota, Fungi, Ascomycota, Eurotiomycetes, Eurotiales, Aspergillaceae. The transcript has 3 exons. Gene Ontology annotation, biological process: positive regulation of helicase activity; mitochondrial DNA replication. Bases 1 to 426 code for a protein of 141 amino acids. Gene Ontology annotation, cellular component: mitochondrial nucleoid.
AUGUCCGCCUUUGCCUCUCUGCGUCCCUCGCUGCGCCUGGCCAACAACGCCGCCCAGGCGUCGCGCGGCUUCAGCUCGUCCGCCUCGCGCUCCAUUGCCCGCAUGAUCGUCACCGGCCGUCUGGCCCAUGAGCCCGAGCUCCACGCCACCUCAUCCGGCCAAGACGUCAUCAAGUAUGCUGUUGGUAGCUCGUAUGGGCCCAAGGACAACCGCCAGACCAGCUGGUUCCGCGUUUCAAGCUUCACGCCCGAGGGCCCUCAGCGGGAUUUCAUCAUGAGCCUGCCCAAGGGUACCCUCGUCUACGUGGAAGGUGAUGCCAGCUUGCGCGUCUACGAGGAUGCCGACGGCAAGAAGCAGUCCUCCCUGAACAUUAUCCAGCGCUCGCUCGAGAUCCUCAGUCGCCCCGCCAACAUCGAGGAGCAGUAA